AUGGGCAACGAGGCGAGCCUGGAGGGCGAGGGGGCCGGCGGGGCGCCAGGGCCGGCCUCCGUCCCGGCCGACGUGCAGGAGGACCUGAGCCGGCUCAGCGAGGAGGAGCGGAAGCAGAUCGCCGCCGUCAUGUCCAGGGCGCAGCAGGGGGGCCCCGGCGCGGAGCCGCCCCCCAUGCCAAGGCACGCUCUGGCGGCGGGCGGGCAUCCUCCCCUUGAUAGCAGCCAGCAGCCAAGACAGGCCAGCAAACCUCCGGACCCCAGACCGGCCACUCUGAGCAAAAGCAGAACUGUUGACACGCUGAAAACAGAGCAGCGGGUGCCUGGGAGGAGCCCAUCGGCCACGAGCCUGCGACAGUCUCAAUCGAGGACUGAUUUCAAAGAGGACCCAAAGCCAAGUAUGAUGCCCAGCUUCCUCUCGGAUGCCAACCCGUUUGGCGCCGUCACUUCAGUUGUAAACAAAUUCAACCCGUUUGAUUUGAUAUCUGACUCCGAUCCAGCCCAGGAAGGAGCCUCCAAAGCCCAGAAGCCUGUUCAGAAGGAGCAGGGGAGGCCUGAGCAGCAAAAGGGACCCCCCAAGCUACCCACUCAACAGUCUCCAAAGCUAACAGGUCCAACCCAAGGAGCAGCCCCACAGAAAAUUGGACUUUCCAAACAGCAGCAGCCCCCUGGAGUGUCUAAGCAAGCGCAGCCCCGAGGUCCUGGCCAACCGGCAGGCCCUCAAGCAGAGGAAACCAAACAGCCACAAGGGUCACCAAAAACUCAGCCGCAGCGGCUAGAACCCACAAAACCUGCACAGCAGCAGAGCCCUGCAAAGCCUUCCAUGCAACUAGCAGGGGCUGCAAAAGCAUCCCCCCAGCGACUUGACGCUGCGCAACCAUCUUCCCAGGCCCCCGCUCCCACUAAGCCAGGAGCUCAGCAAGGCAUGCCUCCAGGCAAACUGCUAUCUCAGCAGCCCGCAGGGCCUGCCAAAGCCGCCCCUCAAGCGGCAGGACCCGGUCAGCCAUCAUCCCAACCUCCGGGAGGUCUCGCAAAGCUCCCUCCCCAGCUGGCCAGCCCUGCGAAACCCCCAUCGGAGCAGCCAGGCAGGCCGCAGCCACAAAGUGCUCUAAAACCCUCCAGGAUGCAGCCGGGGCCUGGGAAAGCCAUCCAGCAGCCCCCGGCGGCUCUGUCUCAGCAGGCCUCCCCACCUGCAGGACUGGCCCCGAAGAAAAUUUUAUGCCCUCUCUGCAGUACCACUGAGCUGUUGUUGCACCCUCCGGACAAGGCCAAUUGCAGCACUUGCACUCAGUGUCAGACGGUGGUCUGCAGCCGGUGUGGCUUCAAUCCUAAUCCGCACAUGACGGAGAUUAAAGAAUGGCUCUGCUUAAACUGCCAGAUGCAAAGAGCGUUAGGUGGUGACUUAGCUCCGGCUCAUGGCCCUGGACCACAGCCCUCCUCGCCCAAGCCCAAGACUCCCACCCCACCCUCAGCAACCAAACCACCUUUCCAGCCACAGAAGCCCAGCCUGACUAAGUCAUCAGAACCCCCAAAGCCACCAACUCAAUUGAAAACUCCGGCAGCUGACGUUCAACCUGUGGAAUCCCCACCUAAACCCAGCCCGGUCAAACCGCCGUUGACAGAAGAUAAACAGAAGCAAUCAAGAAUGCAAAAACCCACAGGUGGUGCUGUGCCUACACCGGUAGCUCCAGAGACCAAGCAAGAUGCCCCCGGUCCCAAAGCAACAUCAUCCCAGCCGCAAGCCACGAUUCCUCAGAGAUCAGAGACUGCCAAGCCAUCUCAACAUACGGCCCCCGCAGAUUUCAAAAUCCCACCGCAAGUGUCUCAGCCGAAGCCUGACCCCAAAGCUGUAUCUCAGCCUGGGCCCAGCACGGAUGUUAAAGCUCAAAAGCCAGCUGAGAUAGUGGAAACAAAAGGAAGUUCUAAGAAAACGCCACCACAUGUGAACCCUCAGCCAGAGGCCCAGCAGCCUCCCAAAGGGCAGCAGACCCCUGCUGGUCAAAAGCCUGCUCUGUCUCAGCCGCAAGCUCCUCCCCAGCAGCCACAGAUGAUGCCAGAGCCAUCUCGGCAUUUCAGUCUUAAUGUGGGAGGCGUCACCGAUGCCCCGAAGCCACAAUCGACAACCCCUCAAGAAACAGUGACUGGGAAGCUCUUUGGAUUCGGGGCUUCCUUUUUUAGCCAGGCUUCCAAUUUGAUCUCCACAGGGGGGCAGCCGGGGGCUCAGUCACCAGGUGCUCCCUCUGGGCCCCCGUCAAAGCAGCCUCCUCCUCCAGCCCAGCCGGCUUCCCAGAAAGAUGCCCCUCGGGCCCAACCAUCUCCCAAAGUGAAUCCCACGAAACGAAACAUCAGGCCUUCUGUGCCAGGUAAGCCGGAGCAACCCAAAAUGGAAGGUCCCCCCGCUGACAAAGAAGGCGAAGGGGAGAAGAAGGCUUUGCCUGGCAAAGACACCAGACCCCAAACUGCUAAAGCAAAGCCAAGUGGGGAGGAGACGUCACUGCCAGCAGCUGCUUGUCCGCUUUGUAAAACUGCACUCAACGUGGGCUCUAAGGAUCCUUCCAAUUACCAGCAAUGCACGGAAUGCAAGAAUGUUGUCUGCAAUCUCUGUGGAUUUAACCCCACGCCUCACAUCACGGAGGUACAAGAAUGGCUGUGCUUAAAUUGCCAGACACAGAGAGCAUUAACAGGACAACUUGGGGAUAUGGGCCAGUUGAAACCUUCUAUGCUUUCAAAAUCAUCACCCAAACCAUCAGUCACUGCUCUAAGCCAGCCUAUCCUUGCUGAGUCAUCUUCCCAGCAAAAGACUACAGUACGACCUUCUCAGGUACUAGAAAAACCGAAAGAAGGCCAAGAAAUUCAGAAGGAAAGUCCAAAACUUCAACAGAAAAAAAUGGCAAAGGAUAUUUCUGCUGAUAAAGUCCAAGAGACUGUUGAAAAGGAACAUUUAACAACUCAACAAGAAAAACUGGAAAAAACAGUGCCAGCUGAUAAAAUCACACAGGUCAUUCAAGGGGAAGACUCAAGAAUUCAAAAGGUAAAAUUGGCAGAGUUACCUUCUGCUGAUCAAAUUCCAAAGGAAGAGCUUAAACUUACCACAAGGCCAUCUGCAGAUAAGAUCUCAGAAGCCAUGCGAAAGGAAGAGCCAGAUGACCUGGCAAAACUAUCGGCAUGUGAUAAAAUUCAGGAAGUCAUACUGGCUAAGACACCAUCACCCAAAGAAGCUCAAAAAGGAAAUCAGGAGCUGAAAGUUUCCCAGACACAAUCUGCUGACCAAUUUCAGAAGAAGGAUACAAACCUUCAACAGGUUAAACUGGCCAAAGCACCAUCUGCUGAUCAUAUUCAAAAGGAGGAGACAAAGAUCCAUCCUGAAAAACUGGCAAAAACUUCAUCUACUGAUAAGAUUGUGCAACAGGAAAAUGUGAAACAGCAACAAGAAAAACUGACAGAAGUACCAUCUACCAGUGAACGUAAGAGACCAGAUCCAGCAUUGAAGCAGGCAAAACUAGACAAAAUACCAUCUGCUGAUCAGAUUUGGAAGGAUGAAUCAAAACUGCAGCGAGGAAAAAUAGUGAAGGCGUCCUCCGCUGAUCACCUUCGACUGGAUGAUCUGAAACCUUUGCAAGUAAAACUGGUAAAGACACCUGUGGUGGAUCCAGUUUCAUGCAAGUCAAGUACCGAUCAAACUCAACUGGCAAGAAUAGUGGAGGAUGACAUCAAGCUUGAACCAGUGACAGGUGGAGCCAAAGAGAAGUUAGAAGCCAAAGUGCCUGAAGAAACAAGAAAAAAAGAAGACAUUAAAAAGGAAGAUUCAACCAUAGGGAUUCUAGAGGCCUUCUCCGAAGAUCAGAAAUCCCAAAAAGAAAUUUCAGUUCCAGCAAUACCAUUAUCAAAGCCUGAUCACAUUGAAGCACUAAAAGGAAAAGCAGAAAAAGAAGAUGACAAAUCAGACACAUCAAGUUCACAGCAGCAAAAAAGUCCACAAGGCCUGAGUGACACAGGAUACUCAUCGGAUGGGAUAUCAAGUUCACUUGGUGAAAUUCCUAGUCUUAUCCCAAGUGAUGAAAAGGAUAUGCUGAAAGAACCUUAUAAACAAGAAACACUUUCACAAGAAAGUACCCCAACAAGUCCUUCUGAUCUUGCUAAACUAGAAAGCACUGUCUUGUCAAUUUUGGAAGCUCAAGCAUGUAGCCUUGCUGAAGAAAAAUCUGGAAAGACCGAAGUCUUUUCUGGUGUUUAUGCUGAACAGACAAAAGACCCACACAAAACAAAGCCAUUGCCUAUCACUCCAGAAUCCUGCAGUUCGGAUGAUGAAGAUUUAAUGGUGCCAAAAACCCAAGGGAAAAAUGGAAGAACUCCUGCACAAGAUGGUAAACAAAGCAUAUCAUCUCGGAAGGAGUACAAGCAAAUGGCAGGAACAAUGGAAGAUACAUCAACAAGAAGGCAACGCUAUGACUCUGUAGAAGAUAGCAGCGAGAGUGAGAAUUCACCAGUCCCACGAAGAAAAAGACGGACUAGUGUUGGUUCUUCCAGCAGCGAUGAAUAUAAACCAGAAGACAGUCCAGGCUCAGGUGAUGAAGAAGAAUUCAUUCGAAAGCAGAUCUUGGAAAUGAGUGCAGAUGAAGAUGCUUCAGGAUCUGAAGAUGACAAAUUCAUCAGGAAGCAGCUGAAGGAAAUCAGUGCGAAUGAAAGCCAAAUAAAGGAAGAAGUGAAGAGUAAAAAAGGAACAGCGGGAAAACAUAAGAGGAUAACACGCAAAAGUAGUAUGGACUACGAAGAGGAUGCUGGCAGGCGCCAUUCCUGGCAUGAUGAUGAUGAUGAGACUUUUGAUAAAAGUCCAGAAUCAAAAUAUAGGGAAACAAAAAGUCAAGACAGUGAAGAAACCACUGGAGGAGGCCUUCGUCGUUUCAAAACAAUAGAGCUUAACAGCACAAUAGCAAAUAAAUAUUCUGAGGAAUCUGAACAAACAAAGAGGAUUCUGUAUUUUGAUGAAGAACCAGAGUUAGAGAUGGAGAGUCUUACAGAUUCGCCAGAGGACAGGUCCCGGGGAGAAGGGUCUUCUAGUCUGCAUGCCUCCAGUUUUACUCCAGGUACCUCUCCUACAUCUGUGUCAUCACUCGAUGAAGACAGUGACAGUAGUCCAAGUCACAAAAAAAUGGGAGGAGAAAGUAAACAGCAUCGUAAAGCCAGACAUCGAACACAUGGUCCUCUUCUUCCAACUAUUGAAGACUCUUCAGAAGAAGAGGAGCUCAGGGAGGAGGAAGAACUGCUAAAAGAGCAAGAAAAACAACGUGAACUAGAGCAGCAGCAAAGAAAGAGCUCUAGCAAAAAAUCUAAGAAAGACAAGGAUGAGCUCAGAGCCCAGAGAAGAAGAGAACGGCCAAAGACACCACCAAGUAAUCUUUCUCCAAUUGAAGAUGCUUCCCCAACAGAAGAGCUGCGUCAAGCAGCAGAAAUGGAGGAACUACAUCGAUCUUCCUGUUCUGAAUACUCACCAAGUAUUGAAUCAGAUCCUGAAGCCUUUGAAAUCAGUCCUGAAAAAAUAAUAGAAGUGCAAAAAUUUUAUAAAUUGCCUACAUCUGUCUCUUUAUAUUCUCCUACUGAAGAGCAACCUCUUGAGACAGUUAAAGAAGACAGUGGUCUAAAGACUUUAAAAAGUGCUGAAGAAGUAUAUGAAGAAAUGGUGCACACAUCCCACAAAGCUCAGAAAUUUGCAGAUGUCAUUGAAAAAGAUGAAGUAUUUGAAAAAGAGCCCUUGUAUGGUGGUAUGCUGAUAGAAGACUAUAUUUAUGAAUCUUUGAUGGAAGAUGCCUACAGUGGGACUCCUGAAGCUAGUCUUAUUGCAAGACAAGAUGAGAGUGAUGAAGUUAGCCAACAGAAAGACAAAGAGAAGAAAACAAAGCCUCCUGGUCAGUUAGUUGGAGGGCCUAUGCAAAAAUGUACAGAUGUACAGAAAGAAUAUUAUAGAAUAGAGUCACUGCAUUCUGUCCUACCUCAAGAAGACAUUGUGUCUAGCUCUUACAUCAUGCCAGAAAGUCAUGAAAUAAUCAUUUUGGAGAGUGAGCCACCAUCUUCAGGUGAUGAAAAACAGUUGUUAGAUGCAGAUGCUGCUUAUGAGGAGCUUAUGAGGCGACAAGGAAUGGAACUGAGCCCCAGCUCCAGUCCUACUCAGCUGUCUCCUGAAUUAAUUCUACCCUCAGAUACAAAGACAUCUGGUGAAGCACCAGAUAGCCUGUUGUGGACAUCAAGUACUCCAUCAAAAAAUUUAGAUACAGCUUCACUGAGUUCUGUGGUGCUUCCUAUUCCAGAUGUCAAAAUUACUCAGCACUUUACAGCUGAUGAAACAGAAGAUGAAUACCUCACCGAUUAUGCCCAGGAAAUUGAAGAAAUUAUUUCCCACGAGGCGUCCAUACUGACAUACUCAGAGGCCUCAGAAGGUGCUGCAUCCAUUUUACCUUCAGAUGCAUCAUCCCUCACAUCAUCAACAUCUUCAGUUUACACCACUGGUAGUUCGUCUCCUGUGGCUGGACCAGAUGGCAUGCCUUUUGGCUAUGCAGAAACAGUAGAUACUGUAAGCAAGUUAUCAGACUCUGAUGGGACCACUUCAGUGAACCAGGUUACCAUAACUUCUAUAAAAGAGUACUCUGAAUCUGCUGUGAUACUCCCUAAGAAGGCAUUUUUAGCCAAAGAUGUAACACGUGUAGAUCAGGUUUCAGCUUCCUUGCCUGAAGUUGAGACCUUCACAGCAACAACUACAGAUACAAAACCCAGACCUGUUAUACCUGUCUCUAUUGCCUUGGAAACCAUCUCAUCCAAAGAGGACCAAACUAGAAAAGAGGUGACCACUCCUGAGGUGGUGAGAGGGCUUUCUGAAGAGGAACAGAAAAGAGCUGCUAUCAGUAUAGCAAGGACAGUUGUAAAAGAUUCUGUAUCUGAUGAAAAGUUUACAUUUGCAGCUCCUACUACAGAGCCAAAACCAAUCAUACCCUCCUUUACUUCUACUGUGUUUACGUUGCCAUCUACAGUUUCAUCAUUUCCCCCUGUUGCAUCCAAAACAUUCUCAUUUGUCAGAAAUUCUUCUUUAGACUCUCCUGCUCAGCCAUCUCCUCUUCCACCCUCUCGACCUCCCCCUCCUCCCCCUCCACCACCACCUCCACCACCUAUUCUGCCUAAGCCAGCUCUUUAUCCUAAAAAGAAGCCACUGGCUAAGGUUCCACUGACAACAGCUCCCACCAUAUUACCACCUGCCAGCAGUGUCAAAUCAGUAGAGACAAGUUCUGCCAUAAAAACCAAUGGGACACUUGUCACAAGGAUAUAUACAUCCACACCCCCUCCUGUCCCUCCUAAGCCAGCUUCAAUUCCAUCAGGACUUGUGUUCACACACAGACCUCCUGAGGUAAUUAAGCCUCCUAUUGCUCCCAAGCCGGCCAUUUCUCAAUUGCCAACAAGUGUUCACAAACCAGCAGAAGUACAACCCAAGCCGAUAGGUUUGUCCUUCACUAGUGGUAUGUCUUUGAACUUGGUUUCCCCUGCUGAGUACAGGCUGAUGUCCCCUACCUCUCCAUUGUCUCCACAUUCUAACAAAUCUUCACCAAGGCUGUCAAAACCCACUCAGGAAACCUAUGUUGUCAUCACGUUGCCCUCUGAGCCUGGAACCCCAACUGAGUCUGUUACCAGUCAGGCAAUUAUAAGCUGGCCUUCAGGAUCACCCCCAAAGGAACAGGCGCCACUGAAUGCACAACCAUUAUUUAUUCCAUCCAUGGCUGCUCUGCAGAUUCAGAGCACACAUGAUCAAUUUGUUCCUGCUAUUCCUAUCACUGCCCGCUCCAUUUUCGAAAUAGUCCCUAGCUCAGCAACACAGUUAAUAACAACAGAGGUUGCCAGAACUUCAGUGUCUUUGGUCAAAAGUGCUGGUUUAGGUGGUGUUUCCAUAACUAUACCUCCAGAGCCAGCACAGUUAGUAGAUCCGUCCAGAUACAGAGAAAAUGGAAGAUUCCAUCUCUUUACUGAUGUUAUUGAUCUUCGCACUUUGACUAAAAUGGAUUUUGAAAGGACGGACAGCUGUAUGGACCUGUCUGCUGCUCCCGUUGAUGUAAGAAGGCACACCACGGCAAGUGAAAUGUCUGGACGGCCAAUGAGCACAGUUCAACCAGCUAUUAUAAAUCUCAGCACUCCAUCAAUAGCAGAGCCUUCUUUAGCUCCAGUUACUGAAACAAUUACAAUAGUAACUUGCACGGCUUCUGUAAGCUAUAGUUCUAGUUCAGAAAGCCUUGUAGACCUUGGACAUGCAAUGACAACCCCACUGCAGCUAACAUCGCAACAUUUUGAGCUUGGAUCUAGAGCAGCAGCUAGCCAGGUACUCUCUGCAGACAGAGAUGAAGUGCCCAUAAAUCUGUCCCUAAGUACUCCGGUGCAUGCAGUGACCUGGGCUUCUACAAAGCCGGUGACUGUCCCUCCCGUGGGUGUAACCAAUGGUUGGGCCGAUGUUAGCGCUGCUCGUGAGCCUAUGGAGAGUGGAGUGGUUGAUCUCAGCACCACAAAAUCCCACAGAACAAUGGUGUCAGUGGAUGAAAUGACUUCAGGGAUUGUUACCACUGUAAUAGAAGAGGAUGAAAAACCCGUGGAUUUGACCGCUGGGAGAAGGGCUGUUUGUUGUGAUGUGAUCUACAAGCUACCGUUCGGCAGGAGCUGUACAGCCCAAGCUCCUGCGACAACACUGCCUGAAGAUCGUUUUGGUUACAGGGAUGAUCACUAUCAGUAUGACCGCUCAGGACCCUAUGGUUACAGAGCCAUUGGAGGUAUGAAACCGUCUAUGUCAGACACCAAUUUAUCAGAAGCUGGACUUUUUCUGUACAAAAGCAAGAAUACCUUUGACUACCCAGUUGGGGAAAGUGAUGUAGCAGUAGACUUAACUUCUGGCAGAGUAAUGACAGGUGAAAUUCUGGAUUACUCAAGCAAGAUUACUGGUCCUUAUCCAGAGACUCGACAAGUUGUUUCUGGCAUGGGGAUCAGUGCACCUCAGUAUUCCCAAGCAAGAAUAGUGCCAACUCUAGGAUCCCCAUAUGGCAUUGGGAGUGUUUUAAGAUCAUCCAAUGGAGUUGUAUAUUCAUCAGUUGCAACUCCAGUCCCAUCACCCUAUGCCAUCACAACGCAACCAGGUUCCAUUUUCAGUACUUCAGUUAGAGACCUACCUGCUCUCCCGACAGCUGACAAAAUGCCCUCAUUAUCAACCUUGGAACAGAGCCAGGCACUUCCAAGUACGUAUAGUUUCUUGACAACUAUGUCAUCAGACAAAGAAAAUGAGAUUACUAACAUAGACAUUGAGCCAGGGUUACGUCCUCACCCUAUGGAAACUAUCGUACAUGAGCCCACCGACUUGUUACCUGUCUUUACUUCAGCUUCAGAAGCUUUCAUGGAUGUCAUUCAGGAUGAAGCUGAACUUCUCAUUGCACCUCAAGAAGGCAAACAGCAACAUCUUGACUUGGAGCGUGAGCUUCUAGAGCUUGAGAAACUGAAACAGCAGCGCUUUGCAGAGGAGCUAGAGUGGGAACGCCAAGAAAUACAAAGGUUCAGAGAACAGGAACAAUUUAUGGUUCAAAAAAAGCUUGAGGAAUUGCAUUCUAUGAAGCACCAUCUCCUAUAUCAGCAAGAGGAAGAGCGGCAGGCUCAGUUCAUGAUGAGACAGGAAACAUUAGCUCAGCAGCAACUACACAUCGAACAAAUCCAUCAACUUCAACAGCAGCUUCACCAACACUUGGAAGAACAAAAAAUCCACCAGAUCUAUCAGUAUAAUUAUGACCCUUCGGGAACUGUGUCUCCACCAUCAACCACAGAUCAAGUCAUUUCUGAAGACCAAUAUGCAGCUGCAGUAAAUAGCCAGUUUUGGGCUGGUGAAGAAGCUACUGCAACCACUUCUGCUGUUCUGGGCAUUGAAAUUCCACAAAGCCAAGCCUGGUACACAGUUCAGUCAGAUGGCGUUACCCAGUACAUUCCUAGGCCUGGUAUACUAAGCUCUGUUUCAGAGAUGUCUCUUAAGGACAUUGAUGUGAGAGAGGAAAAGCAACUGAAAAAGAGGAGCUCCAUGCCAAAACUGCUUGGCCCAUAUGAGGAACUUGAUGAAACCAUGGAAGAGGAGCCCAGGUGUCUUAAAAAGAUAGUGGAGAGUGGCGUUCAAACUGAUGAUGAGGAUAGUGCAGAUAUGAGCUACACAGACCGAAGACAGAGAACUAAAAAGGGUGUUGAUACAAGUGUCCAGACGGAUGAUGAGGACCAAGAUGAAUGGGAUCUAACCAGCAGAUCAAGAAGAAAAACUCAUGGAGGGAAAUAUGAAGUUACUACUGAGGUGGACAAGGCUAAACCAUUCUCCAAAUUCUCCAGCGUUGCAGUACAGACAGUAGCAGAGAUUUCUGUACAAACAGAACCUGUAGGGAUGAUAAGGACCCCAUCGAUAAGGGCCCAGCUGGAUGCUAAGGUAGAAAUAAUAAAACACAUUUCCGCUCCAGAAAAGACGUAUAAAGGCAGAAGUUUGGGAUGUCAGACAGAACCAGAUUCAGACUCCCAAAGCCCCCAAUACCUCACAGCCACCUCCCCUCAAAAAGACAAAAAACGGCCAACACCCUUAGAAAUAGGUUAUUCAACCCAUCUUCGGCCAGAACCCACGCUCCAGGUAGCACCUUCCCCUCCCAAAUCCCCCAAAGUUCUCUAUUCUCCCAUUUCCCCUGUUUCUCCAGCUGCUGCUAUGGAGUCAGCAUUUGUACCCUAUGAAAAACCCAUAAGUGAAGACAUUAGUCCUCAGAAGAUUGUGCAUGCUGAUGUCACCAAGAUUCCUCAGCUGAGCCCAAAGUCUUCCAAGGUGAUGCAGCGUUCCUUGUCUGACCCCAAACCUCUGAGCCCAACAGCUGAAGAUCCCUCCAGAGGUCAUUUUCAGUACUCUGAUGGUUUCUUGACCAAAGGCUCUUCAAGUGCGGCAUCAUCAGGAAUUCAGAAGAAGGUCAAAAGGACUCUGCCCAACCCACCUCCAGAAGACGUUGCUGUAGGAACACAGUCUGCCUUCACCACUGUGGGGUCAGUUUCACGCCGGAGGAUCUGUAGAAGCAAUACUAUGGCCAGAGCUAAAAUCCUCCAGGAUAUAGACAGAGAACUGGAUCUGGUAGAACGAGAGUCAGCCAAGCUUCGUAAGAAGCAAGCAGAGCUAGAUGAGGAAGAGAAGGAAAUAGAUGCAAAGCUUCGGUAUUUAGAAAUGGGCAUCAACCGACGAAAGGAAGCACUGCUUAAAGAAAGGGAAAAGAGAGAGCGUGCCUAUCUUCAAGGAGUAGCAGAGGAACGGGAUUAUAUGUCAGAUAGUGAAGUUAGCAGCACCAGGCCUGCCAGGAUAGAAGCUCAGCAUGGCUUGGAAAGGCCUCGGACUGCCCCCCAAGCAGAAUUUGAUCAAUUUAUGCCUGCACAGACUCAACCAGAAACUCAGUUUGCUACUCCUACAAGCCCUUAUACACAGUAUCAGUACUCUUCACCUGCCCUUCCUACUCAAGCAUCAACUCAGUACACACAGCAAACACAUUACCAACAGCAGCAGCCUUUAUAUCAACCACAGGUUUCUCCUUAUCAGACCCAGUCAGCAUUCCAGACAGUGGCGACUAUGUCCUUUACACCUCAGGCUCAGCCACCGCCAAUCCAACAGCCUUCCUAUCAACUCUCAUCACAACUGGUGGUGAUCCCCCCAAAAGCAAGGCAAACUUCAUUGUACCUGGAACCCAAGAUAACAACAAACUACGAUGUAAUUCGUAAUCAGCCUCUUAUGAUAGCACCUUCGUCCUCGGAUAAUACGUACGCAGUGUCCCACUUGGGUAGUAAAUACAGUACCUUGGACUUAAGAAUGGGACUGGAUGAGAGGAGCAGCAUGGCCAGCAGUCCUAUCUCCAGCAUAUCUGGCGAUUCAUUCUAUGCAGAUAUAGACCACCAUACACCACGCAAUUAUGUGCUGCUUGAUGAUAUUGGGGAUCUCGCUAAAGGAACAUCGUCUCUGAGCUCUGCUUAUGGCCUUCAUGAGAAGGAUCUAACCAAAACUGAUCGGCUCCUUCGGACAACGGAGGCCCGGAGGGUGCAAGAAGUCUCCGAUUUCCUUCCGUCACUGCAGCCUUCUUCUCGGUUGCAUAGUUACAUGAAAACUGAUGAAGACCCAAUGGAAGAUCCUUAUGAACUGAAGCUUCUAAAGCAUCAGAUUAAGCAGGAGUUCCGCCGGGGUGCAGAAAGCCUGGAUCAUGUGACGGGCCUUUCACAGUAUUACCAUGGAGAUACUAGCUACAGACAUUUCCCCAAGUCUGAGAAAUACAGCAUAAGCAGGCUCACCUUAGAGAAACAAGCUGCCAAACAGCUUCCAGCAGCUCUCCUUUACCAGAAGCAGUCAAAGCAUAAGAAGGCAUUGAUGGAUCCCAAACUGUCUAAAUUUUCCCCCAUACAGGAAAGCAGGGACCUUGAGCUGGAUUAUUCAACCUACCUUACUUCUUCCAGCACUUCUUCACUUGGAGGCAUCACCUCCAGAGCAAGGCUCCUCCAGGACGAUAUCACGUUUGGUCUUCGGAAAAAUAUCACAGACCAGCAGAAGUACAUGGGACCAACGCUUGUACAUUCCCUUGGUACAAGCCUUGGAGCUGCACUGAGCACAUCCAUGCGAUCCACUUUUCAAGAUGAUGCCGACAAACCCUAUGGCAGCGGCAGCAGAUCCAGGCCUUCCUCCCGGCCGUCAUCAGUGUAUGGGAUUGACUUAUCACUGAAAAGAGAUUCUUCUAGCUCUUCUUUAAGGCUGAAACCCCAAGAGGCCGAGCAUCUAGAUGUUUCUUUCAGCCACGCAGCCCCCUCUGGAAGAACGAAACCAACCAGUCUACCUAUAAGUCAGAGCAGGGGACGAAUCCCAAUAGUCGCCCAGAAUUCAGAAGAAGAAAGUCCUUUAAGCCCUGUGGGUCAGCCAAUGGGAAUGGCAAGAGCAGCAGCUGGGCCACUACCACCAAUAUCUGCAGACACUAGGGACCAGUUUGGAUCAAGCCAUUCGUUGCCUGAGGUCCAGCAGCACAUGAGGGAAGAAUCACGAGCUCGGGGUUAUGACCGGGAUAUUGCCUUCAUCAUGGAUGACUUCCAGCAUGCCAUGUCAGACAGUGAAGCCUACCACCUUCGCCGGGAAGAAACGGAUUGGUUUGACAAACCUCGGGAGCCUCAUUUGGAGAAUGGACAUGGCUUUGAUAGAAGGCUGCCAGACAAGCUAGCCCACUCGAGACCACCGAGCCAGCAUCAAGAUCAACUAAAUGGGAAGCCAAUGCAAUAUAUCUUUCCCCACGCAAGACUGAAACUUCUGAGGGACCCGAAGGAUCGCUCGGUUUCAGGCAAUGGACUGGGGAUCCGAGUUGUAGGUGGGAAAGAGAUUCCUGGAGCCAAUGAAAUUGGUGCUUACAUCGCUAAGAUCCUGCCUGGUGGAAGUGCUGAACAGACAGGGAAAGUUAUGGAAGGAAUGCAGGUGCUGGAAUGGAAUGGCAUUCCCUUGACUGGCAAAACAUACGAAGAAGUUCAGAGUAUCAUCAGUCAACAGAGUGGGGAAGCAGAAAUAUGUGUAAGACUGGAUCUCAAUAUGCUGUCAGAUGCUGAGAAUCCCCAACAUCUGGAAUUGCUUGACCCAGGAAAAACUGUGGAAAAAACAAAGUCCCCAGGAGUUGAUCCUAAGCAAUUGGCUGCAGAGCUGCAAAAGGUCUCCCUACAGCAGGCCCCUUUGGUGGUCUCCUCAGCAAUGGACAAGGGCUCCUGUGCUCAUUCUGGCACUACCUCGGCCACUUCCAGUUCUGUUCCCAGCCCCGGCCAGCCUGGUUCUCCUUCAAUCAGCAAGAAACGGCACAGUGGCAAGCAGCCCGCUGAAGCCACGAAGUCCAGUUCCCAUCUAGUUACUGGAGAAAUUCAGCUUCAAAUCAACUAUGACAAGCACCUUGGUAAUCUGAUCAUUCAUGUGCUUCAAGCAAGAAACCUUACUCCCCGGGACAACAAUGGCUAUUCUGACCCAUUUGUCAAGGUCUAUCUUCUGCCUGGAAGAGGUCAAGUAAUGGUUGUCCAGAAUGCAAGUGUUGAGAACAAGAGGAGAACUAAAUAUAUACAGAAAACCUUGAAUCCUGAAUGGAACCAGACAGUCAUUUAUAAAAACAUCUCCACAGAGCAGCUGAAGAAGAAAACCUUAGAAGUUACAGUCUGGGACUAUGAUAGAUUCUCCUCCAAUGACUUGCUUGGUGAGGUAUUAAUUGAGCUGUCUAGCACCUCUCAACUGGAUAACACUCCUCGGUGGUAUCCGCUGAAGGAGCAAAGCGAAAGCAUUGACCAUGGGAAAUCUCAUUCUGGACAGAGCAGCCAGCAGUCACCAAAACCAUCCGUCAUCAAGAGCAGAAGUCAUGGGAUUUUCCCUGAUCCAUCCAAAGACAUGCAGGUGCCCACCAUUGAGAAGUCCCACAGCAGUCCUGGAAGCUCUAAAUCGUCCUCUGAAGGACACCUACGCUCUCACGGACCAUCCCGCAGCCAAAGCAAAACCAGCGUCACUCAAACUCACCUUGAAGAUGCUGGGGCAGCCAUCGCCGCUGCUGAAGCAGCUGUCCAACAGCUCCGCCUUCAACCAACAGCACAUAAAAGCGGUCAAUCUAAUAAUGCAAGGAAGCAGCACAGGCACAGCAUUGCAGGCGUCCUCCCCAUUCAAAGAACUCAGUCUGACAAUCUGCCUCCACCAGCCAGUGACAGCAAAGACCAAAACCAGCUAGCCCUCAGGAAAGUGAUGUCCGAUGGACCUGCCAAGCCCGAAGGAGCAAAGCCCACCAACCACCGACCAGGAGAAAGCUCCGUCUCCGCAGGCUCAUCAGCCAGUAGCUUUGGCAGCGGAUACAGUGUGGACAGCGAAGGAAGCAGCAGCACCAGCACUACCGGGGACAGCAAUCCAUUUCCCAUUCCAAGAAUAGGAAAGAUGAACCAGAAUGCACAAGAAGCACUGAAGCCAUCAGGAGUAGGAUUAACAGAGUCUGAAGGUAAAACCCAGAUGGUGGGUGAAAUAAAGAUUGCUCUAAAGAAGGAAAUGAAGACAGAUGGUGAACAGCUAAUAGUGGAGAUCCUUCAGUGUAGAAACAUCACAUACAAGUUUAAAUCACCAGAUCACUUACCAGAUCUAUAUGUGAAGCUGUAUGUUGUCAACCUUGCUACUCAAAAGAGAGUGAUGAAGAAGAAAACAAGAGUAUGCAGGCAUGACAGAGAACCUUCGUUCAAUGAAACUUUUAGAUUCAGUUUGAAUCCUAGCGGACAUUCUCUCCAGAUUCUCCUUGUUUCCAAUGGAGGGAAGUUUAUGAAGAAGACUUUAAUUGGCGAGGCAUAUAUCUGGCUUGACAAAGUGGACCUCAGGAAAAGAAUAGUAAACUGGCACAAACUUUUGGUCAGCUCAACACAGGCGCACUGAGCAAACACGUCUGCUUGGGGGCAGCUAGGCUUUUGAGGUGUCUGUCCACGUGAUUCCAAGACUCUAGUUUGAUGUUGUGUUUGGCGAGGUUUUCAGAAUACUGAGGAGGAAGAGCAGGUUUCCAU
Messenger RNA from Euleptes europaea (tarantolino), 15578 nucleotides. RefSeq names its product piccolo presynaptic cytomatrix protein (gene PCLO). Gene Ontology annotation, cellular component: cytoskeleton of presynaptic active zone; glutamatergic synapse; axon. Gene Ontology annotation, molecular function: metal ion binding; protein binding; structural constituent of presynaptic active zone. The transcript has 26 exons. Gene Ontology annotation, biological process: presynaptic active zone assembly; protein localization to synapse. Bases 1 to 15453 code for a protein of 5150 amino acids. The record is from RefSeq and is a predicted model, not a curated record. NCBI's taxonomy places the organism in Eukaryota, Metazoa, Chordata, Lepidosauria, Squamata, Sphaerodactylidae.